This is a messenger RNA of Microcebus murinus (gray mouse lemur), 951 nucleotides long. RefSeq names its product olfactory receptor 5AN6. Lineage: Eukaryota; Metazoa; Chordata; Mammalia; Primates; Cheirogaleidae. Gene Ontology annotation, molecular function: G protein-coupled receptor activity; olfactory receptor activity. Gene Ontology annotation, cellular component: membrane. Gene Ontology annotation, biological process: G protein-coupled receptor signaling pathway. The record is from RefSeq and is a predicted model, not a curated record.
AUGGCUGGAGGGAGGAAUAUUACAAUAGUCACCAAAUUCAUCCUUUUGGGAUUCUCAGAUUUCCCCAAGCUCAAGAUUGUUCUCUUUGCAGUAUUCCUGGGGACUUACCUCUUGACAGUGGCCUGGAAUCUGGGCCUCAUCAUCUUGAUUAGGGUGGACUCCUGCCUACAUACACCCAUGUACUUCUUUCUUAGCAACUUAUCGUUCUUAGAUUUUUGUUACGUCACCUCCACAACCCCUAAAAUGCUCUCAGACUUCUUCCAGAAGUCUAAAUCCAUCUCCUUUAUGGGGUGCACCAUACAGUACUUCUUCUUCUCUAGCCUGGGUCUGACUGAGUGCUGUCUUCUGGCAGCCAUGGCUUAUGAUCGAUAUGCUGCCAUCUGUAACCCUCUGCUCUACACGGCCAUUAUGUCCCCCACCCUCUGUGGGCACAUGGUGGUUGGAGCCUACAUAACCGGUACCUUUGGUUCAUUGAUCCAAUUGUGUGCUUUACUUCAGCUCCAUUUCUGUGGGCCAAAUGUUAUCAACCACUUCUUCUGUGACCUGCCUCAAUUAUUAGUCCUAUCUUGCUCUGAAACCUUUUUUCUCCAAGUCAUAAAGUUUGUAAUAGCAGUGAUCUUUGGACUCACGUCUGUCUUGGUUAUCGUGAUAUCCUAUGGUUAUAUCAUUGCCACCAUCCUGAAGAUUAGCUCAGUUGAAGGCAGGUCUAAGGCCUUCAACACCUGUGCUUCUCACCUCACAGCAGUGACCUUCUUUUUUGGAUCAGGACUCUUUGUCUAUAUGCAUCCCAGCUCUGAUAAUUCUCUGGGCUAUGACAAAAUGGCAUCAGUCUUCUAUACAGUGGUGAUUCCCAUGUUGAAUCCUUUGAUUUAUAGUCUGAGGAACAAGGAAAUCAAAGAUGGACUUAAGAGGUGUAAGAAGAAGAGAGUCUUUUCCCAUUGCCACUGUUAA